This is a messenger RNA of Gongylonema pulchrum, 927 nucleotides long. The record is from the annotation of a GenBank genome assembly. NCBI's taxonomy places the organism in Eukaryota, Metazoa, Nematoda, Chromadorea, Rhabditida, Gongylonematidae.
AUGGAGAGGACUGUGCAUGCACCAGUUAUUCGGGCUAACCCGUUUAUGUCACUGAAGCCUCCACCUUGCGAACUGCCACAAGAAACUGAGCCGAAGCAGUGGGAGCCGGAAUCGAAUCGUGUUGGACUUCUGGCUCGAAAAAUCGGAGUGUUCCCGCAGUGGAGUGUGGACGGAACCCGGUUUUUGUGCACAUUACUUGAAUUUCCCAAGAAUCUUGUUAUAUCUGCGCUUGAUCCAGAAACUUAUUAUCGAAUGAGCAUGGUUGGCAAGAACAAAGCCUAUGGUCGCUAUGGCCCACGAUGGCGGAUCACAGUUGGGGCUGUGGAUGCCGAUCCAACAAAAUGUACAGCACGCUACCGAGCGACAUUUGAAAGACAUGGAUUACCUGUGAAGAAACAUCUUGCAUCGUUUCUGGUCACUGAAGAUGCAGUGGUUAAGCCGGGAACGGAACUGCAUGUAUGUCAUUUCAAAGUGGGACAAUUCAUAACUGCCACUGGUCAUACAAUUGAUUGGGGUUUCCAGGGUGGCAUGCAUCGAUGGGGUUUCAAGGGUAUGCCGGCUCGAGGCACUACAAAAUCGCAUCGCCGUAUUGGUGCAAUUGGCUCAAAGGGAGAUGCACGGGUAAGACCGGGCAAAAGGAUGCCAGGACAUAUGGGUUAUGAGUGGCGAUCCAUUCCGGGCCUAGAAGUGUUACGCAUUAAUCCAGAAAAACAGGUGAUGUAUAUCCAUGGAUCUGUACCAGGCGAAAUAGGAGAAAUAUUACUUAUUAAAGAUUGUUAUCAUGGAAAGAAAAAAAUUCAGGAUCCUCAUUUUCCAACAUUUUUUUACGAGAAGGAUUUUGAAGAGGAAAAGAAAUGUAACGAAAAUCCCGACUCACCAUUUGUGUAUGAAGAUGGUGAAUUCUUUGCCCGGCAUUUGUUCAGGUAG